This is a messenger RNA of Glycine soja, 870 nucleotides long. Its product is annotated as E3 ubiquitin-protein ligase SINA-like 1. The record is from RefSeq and is a predicted model, not a curated record. Lineage: Eukaryota; Viridiplantae; Streptophyta; Magnoliopsida; Fabales; Fabaceae. The transcript has 2 exons. The coding region runs from base 1 to 870 and encodes 289 amino acids. Gene Ontology annotation, molecular function: zinc ion binding.
AUGGCCCAUCCAGCUGUUAAUGGUGGUGGUGAUAACGGCGUUCCGAUGAUUUUAACUGAUCCAGAUGUAUUUGUUUGUUGUGGGUGUCGUGAUACAUUAACCAUUCCAAUCUACGAGUGCUCCAAAGGGCACGUAAUUCUUUGUUCUCCCUGCUGUAACAAGCAUGGGUACAAGUGUCCCUUUUGCUCAAUGUUCAUCGGGGACAAGCGUUGCCGAGCUAUUGAGGCAGUGAUGGAAUCAAUGAAAACCGUGUGCUGUUAUGCAAAACAUGGUUGUAAUGCAAUUGUGAGGUACAGUGAGAAACGUGAUCAUGAGAAGACAUGCACCUUUGUACCAUGUUUAUGUCCCCAGCCACGUUGUGAUUGGAUUUCCAAUUCCAACGAAUUAGGGCAACAUUUCAAAGUGAAGCAUUUCUACAAGAGAAUACCAUUUAAAUAUGGAGAGUUUUUUUAUGUGUCUUUGAGGCGGGACACGACGACUCGUGUUCUUCAAGCGGUAAGUGAUGGAAAAUUGUUUGUGAUCAGCAAUGAUAAGAGGGAGAAGAAAAAUUCAUUGAUUCUUUUCCAUGUUGGGCCUAACUCGUGGAUCCCUAAGUUUGAUUAUGAAGUUAGGGCAACGUCUGAUGGUGCAGUUCUAUUGCCUCAAACUUUUGUGGAGACAACUCAAGGACUGAAGUUUGAGUUUUCUUUACUAAGCUUUUUACACAUUCCAAUUGAGAUGUGGCCUUGUAAUGGACAGAUCAAACUGCAGUUUCUGAUUACUACCGUGAGUGGUGCUGAUAAGGUUGUUAGUGAAGAAAACAAUGACCAAAACGGGAGGCCCAAAAGGAUCAGGAACCGCCCAGUUGGAUUGAACGACUUUUAUCCCUAA